CAGCGUGUGUACACGUUCUACCGCCGUCUCUAUCUUCUAAUCCACGUCACCUGUGUAAUGCUGAAGCAGGCCGAUUCUGUAUGUCCAUGAUACGGAACGAAUAAUAAAGUCGAGUUGGUGUAAAAUCGGAACUGGAGCAGAUUUAUAGAAAUUAUUCGGUGGACAUUUAGCGAGACGAGAGAGUCACGGGAGCUGCUGCCUGAGGCCUUGAAGAAGGAGGAUCCCGAUGGGUCUUUUCGACAAGCUGGCCGGCUGGCUGGGCCUGAAGAAGAAAGAGGUCAACGUGCUCUGUUUGGGUCUGGACAACAGUGGCAAAACGACCAUCAUCAACCAGCUGAAGCCCUCCAAUGCCCAGACACAAGACAUAGUUCCCACUAUAGGAUUCAGCAUAGAGAAGUUUAAGACCUCAAGUCUGUCCUUCACAGUUUUUGACAUGUCUGGCCAAGGCAGAUACAGGAAUCUGUGGGAGCAUUACUACAAGGAGGGUCAGGCUAUCAUAUUUGUCAUUGACAGUGGAGACAAGCUGAGAAUGGUGGUUGCUAAAGAAGAACUCGACACACUUCUGAAUCAUCCAGACAUCAAACACCGGAGAAUUCCUAUUCUGUUCUUUGCAAACAAGAUGGACCUGCGAGAUGCGCUGUCCUCCGUGAAGGUUUCCCAGCUGCUCUGUCUGGAGAAUAUCAAAGACAAGCCAUGGCACAUAUGUGCUAGUGAUGCUUUGAAAGGAGAAGGCUUGCAAGAGGGAGUGGACUGGCUUCAAGAUCAGAUCAAAACAAUGAAAACAUGAGAGGUUGACGACACAGGAGCUGUGUUGGUCCGACAAGCUAAUCAACAACAGAGGCCCCUUCCACUGGUCUAAAGCUGUGCUCAGAAGUUGUUUGAUUGGUUUGACCUUCGACCCUGUGAGCCUUGACCAAUGGUCUGCUGUAGUGGCCACCCUGAAAAGGAGCCAAGCGAAAGUCCUUUGUCAUGUUUCUUAAAGAGAUGCUGACUUGUCCUUUCCUGGCUGUGGGUGACAGUUGAUGUAUGUUUAGGCUACAAAAUCUAGCUGCUGUACUGAUGUAUUUUUUACACUUCUGGAGAUUGUUUUGGACAUCUAAAUUAGUGUGAAAAAUGUCAAAUAAAAUCUUUUUAA
Molecule: messenger RNA, 1135 nt
Organism: Scleropages formosus (Asian bonytongue)
Lineage: Eukaryota; Metazoa; Chordata; Actinopteri; Osteoglossiformes; Osteoglossidae
Product: ADP-ribosylation factor-like protein 6
Exons: 8
Coding region: 227-787 (186 amino acids)
Molecular function (GO): GTPase activity; GTP binding
Source: RefSeq, a predicted model, not a curated record